Spodoptera exigua (beet armyworm) is the source of this 6183-nucleotide messenger RNA. The record is from the annotation of a GenBank genome assembly. Lineage: Eukaryota; Metazoa; Arthropoda; Insecta; Lepidoptera; Noctuidae.
UCGCGUCUGUCAGUCAGUUCGUGUUGUGUUGUGUGACUUGUGUGUUGCUCUGUAUGAAUAGUUUUAGUAUAAAUGUUUAUUAUAUCGGUUUGUCGCCGUUGUCUGUCAAUUUUUCCUGUGCAAACUAAACAAGUCUCAUAAAAUCUUUUGAUUUUAUAACAGAGAGCACAUCGUACACGGGUCGUCGUUUCUGCUCAUUCGAAAGUCGCUCGUCUACUUACUGGGUGCCGUACAAUCGUAAAGUUUUCGAGAUCUUUUAAUUUAUAAUGAGUACUUAAAAGUUAUUUUUGUGGCGAAAAUACAUUAGUUAUGUUGAGAAGAAGAAUGGGUAAAUUAAAUAAUUCAUUUGUGUGGGGUAUAUUCUUUGCUUCAGCAACUUGGAGCAUAUCACUUUAUUUAUACUGGUUGCUGAAUUUGAAUGGGGAGAACACAAUAAACAGUACAGAAAACAGAUUGAGUUAUAGAUUUGUAAAUACUGACCAGAAGAAUCAAUUAAAAAACAAUGAUCGAUCAAUAGCAACACUAGAGGGCAAAAAUCUACUCCUUGAUAAUGCAAAUGUCAAUGACAAGUUUUCUGGCAACAUGUGGAAGUAUCAGAAAGGUAAAUCUGAUUACUAUAGCAAGAUGAUGUUAAAAGAGAAAUAUGCUAAGCACCUUGGUCUGAAGAUGACUGCGCAGCCAGACAAUUCGUUGGAUAAUCAGUUUGGAUUGAUCCGGAAUGCAGAAGAUGUAAGGAUUCGUGAUAGCGGCUACAGUGUUCACGCAUUCAACACAUUAAUCUCUCAACGGAUUGGAAAUCAUAGAGGUUUACCUGAUACUAGAAAUAAACUGUGCCGUAUACAAAAAUAUACUGAGAAACUGCCGAAAACUUCUGUCAUAAUUUGCUUCUUUAAUGAACAUUACCAGACUCUAAUGAGGUCCGUUCACUCUAUACUGGACCGCACUGAUAUGAAAUACCUUAAAGAGAUCAUACUCGUUGAUGACUACAGUGACAUUGAUGGGCUACACGACGCUGUCCAGAAAUCAGUCAAUGAGCUCAAUAACAGAAUGCGAAAAGAGGAGGAAAUGAUUGAAACCAACAAUAUUGAUGUGGAGAAUGUUGUGGACUAUAUUAAUGAUGAUAACAAUGUUGUGGAUAAGAAAACCACUGAGAGAAAUAAAGAUGUUUUAAGUAUAAGGCUGUUGAAGACGAGCAAACGAGAAGGGCUAAUACGAGCUAGGCUUUAUGGCGCUGAAAAUAGUGUAGGCGAAGUUCUGGUUUUCCUGGACUCUCAUAUAGAAGUGAACAUUGAUUGGUUGCCGCCUCUGCUGGCUCGUCUUGCUGAAGGAGUGGACAAAGAAACGAGGUUCUCUCAUCGUGCGGUUACUCCAGUCAUUGAUGUCAUCAACGCGGAUACAUUUGAAUAUACAGCCAGUCCGUUAGUCCGCGGAGGUUUUAACUGGGGCUUGCAUUUCAAAUGGGACAACUUGCCGAAAGGAACGCUUAAAACCGACGAAGAUUUCGUGAAACCUAUAAAGUCACCGACUAUGGCCGGUGGACUUUUUGCAAUUUAUCGUGAAUAUUUCAACUACAUUGGUAAAUACGACGAGGGCAUGCACGUUUGGGGUGGUGAGAACUUGGAGAUAUCGUUCCGGAUAUGGAUGUGUGGCGGUUCGCUGGAGCUGAUUCCCUGCAGUAGGGUUGGCCAUGUUUUCCGUAAACGACGACCUUAUGGCGCAGGGGAUAAAGUAGACUUCAUGUUACAUAACUCGAUGCGGAUGGCUCGAGUCUGGAUGGACGAUUACGUGAACAAGGUGAUCGAGCAAUAUCCGUCGGCCGCCAACCUGGACCUUGGUGACUUAACGUCUCGACACAACUUGCGCAAAAGCUUAAAUUGCAAAUCUUUUAAAUGGUACUUGGAGAAUAUUUAUCCUGAACUAGAGACGGGUGAGAAUGAAGUGGUAAAAAAGAGGAUAGCUGCCCUCAAUGAUGUAGAGAAGAAUAAGUUCCAGCCGUGGCAUUCCAGAAAACGCAAUUACACUGAUUCGUAUCAAAUUCGUUUGAAGAACACUUCGUUAUGCAUCCAGAGCGAAAAGGACGUAAAGACCAAAGGGGGAGGCUUAGUACUUGGCAGCUGCAUAAGGAUCUUGAACCAGAUGUGGUUCGAAACGAGUCGCUUCGAGUUGGUAUUAGGACGCACGCUUUGCUUGGACGCAUCCAACAAUGUUGCGCCAAAGCUGAGCAAAUGCCAUGAACUUGGUGGCUCGCAGGAGUGGAAACACAAGGGAUCUGCCGGCAGUCCUAUUUACAACACUGCAGCAGGUAUGUGUCUCGGAGUCGACCGGGCUGGGAGAGGCGAGCCUCUCAUCAUGGUGAUCUGUGACAACCAACCGACGAACCAAUGGGACUUCAUUAGAUCUUAAACGUAUGACCACUAAGUGGUAUCUGGUAUAUCAGACACUGACAUAUUGCUUUAGCAAUUAAUAACUUGAUGUGACUAGGCUAUUUAGCCGACCUGAGCUUGUAGUACUAGUAACCGCAGCCAUUAUUUAAUCAAAAUACGAUACAUUUCCUUUAGUAAUAGAGUAAACAUUUCGAUCAAUAUAAUAUGUAUCUUCAUUCUUAUUGAUGACAUUCAGCAAUGAUCUCUUAUUUUAAUUGGAAAUCUCUUAUUCUUUGACUCUUAAUAUGUUAAAUAAUUAUACUAUAUUACCAUAUUGAUAGCAAUCAAUCAUACAAUACAAUAUAUUGAAUAAUGUUAGAUUAGAUCUAGGAAAUGAGAGCUGAUAUUGUAGUUUUAGGCCAAACAAAUACAAUAGAAUAGUUAAGAAACUUGACUGUGUAAGCUAACUAUUUUUCCGUGCUUAUCGUCAGCUUUUUAUGAUCAUUUAUUUUCUGGGAAUUAAACGCAGCUAAAAACGCUUUCGUGCAAACUAACUUACAUUUUUCUACAAAAUAUUUAUCUUUAAUUUUGUAGUAGGUAGGUAAACAUUUUUUGGUAUUUUUCGGAGGUGAUUUAUUAGAAGAAUUCUAAGCUGCAAUUAAAUAUUAACAUAAAGAAGAAUUUGAUCCAAAAAGCGAAAAGCGCAUCUCUAUUAAAAAUCACAAAAAGAAAGUCUCAAGAAAAAUUCAGUUUGUAGAUAUUGACACGUCACUGUCGAUAAGUGUAUUUAGAUUUACGUUUCGCUGCAGUUGAUAGUAAAAAUAAAUUCCAACGAUAAUUUUCAUUAUUAGAGAAUUAGGAAGCUUUAUAUGUACAUCAUAAAUUAUGAGUGGCUCGUGAAAUUUCGAUACCGUCCCGUCUUAUUUUAUGAUUUGUUCCUAUGAAGACCUAUUAGUCCUUUAGAUAUUCUAUACAUACAAUAAUUUAGUGUAAUAUACAUUUUACACGGAUAUUUUGCUAAUUAUUAUUAUACUAGGUUGGAAAGAGGGAUACUGAAGAAUGAAGAUUUAAUGUAGUCAUUUAAAAAUGUGCAGCUGUUUUGUUUGCAAACGGAUGUAUAUCGUAUUGGUAUAUUUUUAAACCUUGAUUUAAAAAAUCCGGUCAGUAAUUAGGGAUAGUGGCGCUGGGCAUGUUUAAUAAUUUUUUUGGUUCUUAUGGAGCUAGAACUAGGCCAGUGUUUUUGUAAGGAUUUUUGAUCCUGGAUAGAUCAGGACCUUCUGUAUCGUGUGUGAGUUUACAAACAUACAAUUUCAUACACACACAUCACAUCGAUCUAGGCAGCUAGUUGCUCAGCCACCGCGCUUUCUAUACAGUCAUGUUAUAAAAUUUACAUAAUACCUAUGAUAUACAUAUUAAAUGUCUAUUUAUAUAAAUAUUAUUAAAUUCUACCCAUAGCACAACACAGUCAACUCAAUAAUUUUAUAAAUUUCCCUAUUGCUGUUUUUUGCUUGAUCCAUUAUGUUAUUUAGAUUAAUGGUUAGUGAACUAAGCUAAUAAUAGUCUUAAACAAAAAAAAUAUAACGAAAUUAUUUUGUUAAGAUAUGAUUUUUGUCAAUUUAGAUCAGACUGAUUUUUACAGACUACUUUAUAUUUGCUUUCGCAUCUUGGCUGUAGAAAAUGUACUGAUAUAAUUUUUCUGAGAUUAGGUUCGUAGGUAACUAUCAGUUAAGUUAGAAUGUUUGUUAUGAAAAAUGUGGUUUAAUUAUUAGAAUCAAAAUCAUUCAAAUUAUUUGCUACAAAAUUUGUGGCUGACUUGAAUUUUGAAUCCUAAAACACAUUCUGUAGGAAUUAAGUUAAAACACCCGUAGCAUGUAAAUCUAUUGUUUACUGUGUGAUAAUAGGAUGGGUAAAGAAAUGGCAACAUUAGAAUUUUAAUUUUAUUACACUCGUGAUAGUGCAAAAGUUUUGACAGAAUUUGUACAAAAUAAUUAUGUUUUUUAUAAAGGCACUAUGACGAUCCAUGUCAAUUUUUAGAUUUAUGUGUAAUGGCAAUAAUUUAUGCUAAUUAAUAUUUUUUCUUCUCUGUGUUAUGUACUCUUUUGUCACAUUUUAUAAUCGCUCAAAGUUCAGACAUUUUGUAAAAUAUAUCAAAUUUAAGUUAUAUUUAAUGAUGGCAAUGUUUUUGAAGUGAAAUAUUUUAGUAAUAAUAAUGUUUUUUGUAAUAACUGUUUCUGUCCAUAUUUCAUAUACUCCCACCGAAGCCCAUUGUUAUAAAAUGUGAAAACAGCUUAUUAAAAAGACACGCGAAUUUUAUAAUUUGUUCCUGUAAUUACAGACUGGCAACUCCGUCCUUUUUCUAAUACUUUAAGACCUUUAGUAGUAUUUUUGACAUACAGAACAGAAAUAAUCAACACUGUGUAAGCAAUACCUGUUUGGCUAAAAGAAGUUUAUGAAUUUGUUUGUCUUAUUUUUACUACUGUACAAUAAAAUGUUCGCUACAAUAGUUAGUCCUUUCUGGCGGCUUCCUAUCCGUCUUCCAUGCUUCCAUUAGCUAAUAGGGAUCAGGACUAUUCUCGAGAAUAUGUUACUGCAAACUCUGUGCAGUAAGGAAUAUGGACUUCAUUGAGUAUCAUACAUUAACAUAUCGCCCCAACGCUAAUUGACACUCCACGUCCUAAGCAAUUGCGGCUGAUUCAUUUGUGUGCUGAUAAUUUUAAGAAUUUUAUUAAAAAAAUUUGAAAAAUAAAAUUACUCCUUCUUGUUUUACCUACAUAGGUAUAUUUUUAAAAUUUAAUUGUAUAAUGGCGCUUCUAUUUAGGAACGAACCGCCACAAGUCCCGUGUAAUAAUGAUGAUUUUCUCUGUUCUGUAAGUGCUCUCUAUUUAUCAUUUUAUUAGUAUAACCUUAUAAAAUUGUUCUUUUAAGUACAACCUUUAUAUAUUAUGCACCUAAUUUCUGUUUCUUUAGCUAAACUUGGCACCUUAAUAGAACCUAUAAGGAAAUUAUGUACUAAUGCUUCUAUUGGCUAUGUGAAAAGCGAGUAGGUAGUGGCGGACAGAUAAUGACCGCAGCUCACAACACGGCAGAAAUUGGAAACAAAUUCGGAUGAUCAGAUGUCAGUUUUUAUUAUUAUAUUCAUUUUACAGUAAAACUACUACUAUUUUAAUCUUUGGUUUUAUUUAUAUUUGCUAAGAAAAUUAUAAGUAAUGUUUUCAUUGUUAUUAUUUGACAGUUUCCGCAAAUGUUAGUAAACGCUACGCGUCGCCAACGUCGCGCACGUAGUCAAUACAGGCUGGUGGUGAUUUAAAAACAAAUUAAAUAAAAUUGAAACAUACAUACAAUAAUGUAUGUGCUACAAAGUUGUCUUGGGUAGGUAGGUACGUGAGAUAAUUUUAUAUUGUUUAUAUAUAAAACUUUUUGUAAUGUUGCCAUUUGGUUAAUGUUGUACAAGUGCAGGUGCCGAGUUAUAUUGACUGAAUACGUACAAGUUAGAAAACUUUCGGUACUAUUGUACUAAAUUCAGCUUAAAAUGAGAUAUAAGAGAUGUGGAAAUCUGCAGUUGCGUGUAAGUAGAAAUAUCUAGAUAAUUUUUAUUAUUGUAAUUUUUUGCGAAUUUUUUAGAGUUUUAGAACUUUAUGACGACAGUUUAGAUUUAAAUAUUAUAUAUUUGUAAGAAAUAUGGAGGAAAAUAUAUUUGUUUAUGCGUAUUUUAGACUUAUUUUAUAUAUCGAUGGCACUAAACAUAAAUAAACAUCUUCGUGAUUUUUUAUAUUUUGCAUAUUGUGUAGGUACACGUAUACCUAAUAAUUUCGAAGGUCGC